Pieris macdunnoughi is the source of this 1023-nucleotide messenger RNA. Lineage: Eukaryota; Metazoa; Arthropoda; Insecta; Lepidoptera; Pieridae. The record is from the annotation of a GenBank genome assembly.
AUGGGUAAGAAUAUUUUAAUGGAUUUUUUAAUUUGUGUUCUUUUGUUGUUUAAUAUUUUACAAAUUUGCGCAAGCCAAGUGGACAAAAAAAGCGCCGAUUACAAUGAGCCUCUGGAUGAUUCUGCCAUGAAUGGAAUGGAUAUCGCAGACCAGGAUAUGAGCACGAAUAAUAACGUUUCAAUGUGUGUGAGAAGACAGAAUACUCUGAUGCAUGAAAUCCAGACGGCUAGCCCGAAACAAUUCCCAUUUGUCGUAGCACUUAUGUCUCAAAGGAAUGAAUAUGUUUGCGCAGGAUCUAUUGUUGCGAAUGGCAUAAUUCUCACAUCCGGUCACUGCACUCAAUUGGCGAGCUAUGCUCUGGUAAAUACAACUUCUGAUAAAAAGGACGAAGCUACUAUACAGUUGCACGUGAUAAAAACUGAAAAUUUCCCAACCUAUACUGGGCCAGAUGCCGCUAAAAAUGUUGGAAUCCUAUUUACUGAAAAACACAAUAAUACUAUAGCUUCAAAAAUUCGCCUGAGCAAUGUUACAGACGGAAAGAAUUUAAAUGAAAUGGAAGCUAUAGGAUUUGGGUUAAACACUGAGGUUGGACAGCCAAAAACCUUGCAGGUUAUAGGAGUAGAACAAAGGUCAACUAGUGGCGAUGUAUUACUGGGUUUCUUUGAUUGCAUUGAAACCAAAGUGCCAACAUGUUUCAAAGAUUUAGGAGGGCCUGUAAUUUUUGAUAGUGAACUUAUUGGAGUGGUAACUAAAGGACAAAAUGAAUGCACUAAAGAAAUGACCACAUCAUACGCAAUAAACAAGCACAUUGUUGACGUUCUACCAAUCUAUACUUUCAAAGCAUGGCUUGACGACCAAAUUCUUAAAAACCAAGAGCAGGUUAAAGAACCUCUAGAAAUAUAUCCCUCGAAGCCGAUAUUCCGCGAAGCAGUACACGUGAUGACAAGUUCUGGAAAUGGAUUUAAAAUUAGCUUGUCGUUAUUUAUUAUUCAAAUUUUAUACAAAUUACUGUUGAUUUAUUAG